This is a messenger RNA of Diaporthe batatas, 5178 nucleotides long. RefSeq lists its product as uncharacterized. Bases 1 to 5178 code for a protein of 1725 amino acids. NCBI's taxonomy places the organism in Eukaryota, Fungi, Ascomycota, Sordariomycetes, Diaporthales, Diaporthaceae. The transcript is spliced from 4 exons. Gene Ontology annotation, molecular function: fatty acid synthase activity; 3-oxoacyl-[acyl-carrier-protein] synthase activity. The record is from RefSeq and is a predicted model, not a curated record. Gene Ontology annotation, biological process: secondary metabolite biosynthetic process; fatty acid biosynthetic process.
AUGGUUCCUCCUGAGCGUUGGAGCGCGUCUGCUCACGUCGGCAACACUUCGGUCAAGAAUGUCUCUGGCACCGGUUUUGGCUGCUGGCUGCACCAGGCUGCUCAAUUUGAUGCGGCCUACUUCAACAUGUCACCUCGCGAGGCUGCCCAGGUCGACCCUGCGCAGCGUUUAGCGCUACUGGCGGCCACCGAGGCAUUGGAACAGGCAGGCAUCGUCCCUAACCGCACACAAUCGACGCACAAGAAACGCGUAGGCGUCUGGUUCGGAUGCACCAGCAACGACUGGAUGGAGACGAACAGUGCCCAGAACAUCGACACCUAUUUCAUACCGGGCGGGAAUCGUGCCUUCAUUCCGGGCCGCAUCAACUACCACUUCAAAUUCAGCGGGCCAAGUUUCACGAUUGACACCGCUUGUAGUUCCAGCCUCGCGGCUCUUCAUAUGGCAUGUAAUGCCCUGUGGCGAGGUGAAGUCGAUACCGCUAUCGUUGGUGGUACCAAUGUCCUCACCAACCCCGAUAUGACAGCUGGUCUGGACCGCGGCCAUUUCCUUUCGCGCACAGGGAAUUGCAAGACAUUUGACGACGAAGCUGACGGAUAUUGUCGUGGAGAAGCGGUCGUUACCCUCAUUUUGAAACGUCUGGACGAUGCAAUCACAGAUAAAGAUCCCAUCCAGGCCUGCAUUCCUCCUCGAGGUAUUGCGACGACUCACAAUGCCGAGGCAGAGUCCAUCACCAGACCCCAUGCAGCUGCGCAGAAGGAGCUCUUUGAGCGCGUCCUUAAUUCUACAGGUGUUCGCGCCUCUGAUAUCAGUUACGUUGAGAUGCACGGCACGGGAACUCAGGCCGGCGACUUCGGAGAGACCACGUCAGUGGUUACAACAUUAUCGCCCACCGACUCUCUUGGAUACUGUCUGAGGCCUGAUGAUCAGCCGCUCCAUAUAGGGGCAGUCAAAUCCAACGUUGGCCAUGGCGAAGCUGCUGCUGGCGUGACUUCCCUGGCCAAGGUGCUGUUAAUGUUCAAGCACAAUACCAUUCCACCACAUAUUGGCGUCAAGACAAAGCUCAACCACCGGCUUCCCGAUUUGCGAGCACACAACACCCGAAUUGCAACAGUUGCCACUCCCUGGGAGAAGCCCGAUUGUGGUAUCCGACGUGUUCUCUUGAACAAUUUCUCUGCUGCAGGCGGCAACACUGCUGUCAUCCUCGAAGACCCCGGUCGCCACGAUAUUCCGAGGCUUGUGUCUGACCCCGACCCAAGACGAUUCCAUAUCGUCACUAUCUCUGGCAAGACCUCAGAGGCAUUGCUUUCGAACCUACGAAAUAUAGUCGCGUGGAUCGACAGAACAGCAGCGACCUCGAGUGACAUCAAUAUCCUGGCCAAGUUGUCAUACACAACCACCGCACGCCGUAUGCAUCACCGCUACCGCGCGGCAGUCACGGCAACAGACCUGCACCAUGUCAAGACACUACUACAGAAGCAGAUUGAUAGGCGGUCAAAUGGUGAGAAGAGUAGCCCAAUACCGGCAAAGACUCCGCGCUUCGUCUUCUGUUUCACUGGCCAGGGCUCUCCUUACGCUGGGAUGGGCGCAGAUCUUUUCGUUCGGUUCACAUCCUUCCGUGCGGACGUGCAGCGGUACAACCACACGUGUGUGCAGUUGGGACUGCCUUCGAUCCUGUCAAUGUUCGAGAUGGACAGGGAAACGGCUUCUCUGGAUGGCAUUUCUCCAGUGGUGCUGCAGCUGUCACAUGUAUGCUUCCAAAUGGCUCUCUAUCGUCUCUGGAAGUCUUUUGGUGUUGAACCUACAGCCGUGGUCGGCCAUAGCCUCGGAGAAUAUGCUGCCCUGUACACAGCUGGGGCCUUGACACAAACCAGCGUGAUUCACUUGGUGGGACGCCGCGCCCAGCUCAUGGACAAGUAUCUUGAUGCUGGCGCUUAUACAAUGCUGGUGGUCAUGGCUGGUGAGCACAAGGUCGAGUCGACGUUAACUAGCCACCAUGUCACGUACGAGAUUUGCUGCCGCAAUGGCAAGAGCAACACCGUCAUCGGCGGCACGGUGGCGCAAAUCAGUGCCGCGAAGAUGGUCCUCGAGGCCGGCGGUAUCAUGUGCCACUCUCUCGGCUCUCCCUUCGCCUUCCACACUUCUCAAGCGGACCCCAUCCUCGGUCAUCUGCUCCGUGUCUCUGAGGCGUGUCCAAUUCAGAAACCCACCAUUCCGGUCAUUUCACCAACUCGGGGGAAGGUUCUCCACUCUGGUGAAGACUUUGGCGAAGCUUAUUUCGUUCAGCACUGCCGCCACCCAGUCAAUAUGCUUCAGGCUCUGACAAACGCCAGUUCAGAAGGUAUUAUUGAUGAAAAGACCGUCGGCAUUGAAAUAGGCCCAGCCCCCGUCGUCACGCGCAUGGUCAAAGAAGUUGUUGGCCCUUCAAUGCAGACCUAUGCCUCGGUACACAAGACAAUGGAUACAUGGCAGAUCCUCUGCGAAGCUCUCGCGGGCAUAUACACCUUAGGAUCGACAUUUAACUGGGAUCAAUAUCACAAUGACUUUGCUAUGUGCCAUGAGGUCCUUCAGCUUCCAGCGUAUGGCUGGACGCUGAAGGGCUAUUGGCUGCAGUAUGUCCAUGAUUGGAGCCUCAGGAAGGGUGAUGAACCACUAGUUCUCACUGCAAAUCUGGCAUUUUCCGACAUCUACAAGGUCCAGAAGAAUACCAUCUCUGGAUCGAAAGGUGGAGAGGUCAUCGUUGACCUCGACCUCAACCAUAUUGGUGUGCACGAGAUGGCACAGGGACACAAGGUUUACGGUGUUCCAUUAUGUACUCCGUCGGUUUACGCAGACAUUUCUAUGAUGAUCGGUAAUUACACAAAACGGGUACUUGGCCUAGAUGAGAGGGAAACGGCCACGGAAAUAGCAGAUAUGCACAUAAUGGCCGCGCUCGUCGCAAACGAUGCUGGCAAUGAGCAGACCCUUCGCACCUCAGCCAAGCUAGACGGGGACACACAGUCUCUUUUGUGCUCCUUCCUCAGUGUCGACACCAAUGGGAAAGAGACACAAGUUCAUGCAACCUGUUCUGUACGAUUUGCACAGCUCAGGGCAAUCAAACCUCGCUUUGAAGAAGCUGCGUUUACCGCCCGAGAGCGCAUCCAUUCUCUGGCAGACAAGUCGCGAGAACCUGACAGCAACACGUACCGCUUUAGCACAGGGAUGAUAUACAAGAUGGUUGGCCAAUUGGCGGACUUUGCGCCUAAGUACCGUGGGCUCAGCGCUAUCACACUCGACAAUGACGCGCUCGAGGCCGCAGGCACGAUCUCAUUCAGCAGCACGGCCUCCGAUGGCGAUUCCCUGUGGUUCAUGAACCCGGCGUACUUGGAUGCCUUCUCACAGCUGGGUGGCUUUGUAAUGAAUGCUAAUGAGAACGUUGACCUCGAUAAAGAGCUCUAUGUCAACCAUGGGUGGGCAUCCAUGAGGUUGUUCAGGUCGCAGCUUGACCCCAAGGCGACCUACCACUCUUACGUGAAGAUGAACGAGGGCAAGGAUAACUUGUGGUCAGGCGAUGUCUUGAUAUUUGACGAAAAAUAUGAGCUUAUUGGUGUCAUUGGCGGUGUCGCGCUCCAAGGCGUACAGAAACGCUUGAUGGAAUACAUCAUCAAGUCCGCUAACAAAAAGGCGACAAAUGCUAUUCCCACUUCCAGGCUGUCAGACCCCACUCCGGCUACGGUGGAAGUGAAAAAGUCGUCCGCAAAGCCAGUGGUCAGGGUGGAGAUAGACCCUACUGUGGUCGUCAUCACGCCACAGGAGGCAACAAUGCCAGUGGUACCUGCCAAUGAUCCAUGGCAAACAGUCCUUGACAUCCUAUCCGAAGAAAGCGGAGUAGACAGAAGUGAACUGGGCGACGAUGUCAACUUGGCAGACAUCGGCAUCGACUCUCUGCUUUCUCUGGUAGUCUGUGGUAGGCUACGUGAUGACCUCGAUGUGGACUUACCUGAUGGAGCACUGUUCCAAGAAUGCUUCUACAUUGGCGACAUCAAGAAACGCGUGCCUGGGGUAGCGGUUUCAGCCACAGGUGGAAACCUGACGCCACCGUCGUCCGAGCAAGACUCCUCGGAUGGUCACGAUAUCAGUCAAGAAGACAUCAAUUCCGUUUCAAGUGGUUCCGAGACCACUGACUCGGAUUUUGCUGCAUCGCCUUCUGAUUUGAUCGCCUAUGAGACCCCCCUGACGCCCUCGGUCUUCUUCAAGGAUGACAAGUUCACGCCUCAAGUCACCACUGUCGAACUGAGCCCCGACGAGGAGCCGGUGAAGCCGGCCUGGUCGCUCUAUCUCCAAGGCUCGCGGAAGAAGUCAAGUUCAACACUUUUCGUCUUUCCAGACGGCUGCGGCGCAGCAACAUCCUACAUGGACCUGCCGCCCGUUUCACACUCGCUGGCCAUAGUCGGCUUCAACAGCCCCUUCAUGAAAACACCGCAUCUCAUGUACGAGCACACGCUGCCCCAGGUACUACAGUCGUAUCUCGCGGGCAUUCGCUCCCGCCAGCCCCACGGGCCCUACCACCUGGGCGGCUGGUCCGCGGGAGGCAUCCUCGCCUACGCCUUGGCCGCGCAGCUCCUGGCCGCUGGCGAGGCUGUCGCCUCACUGACACUCAUCGACUCGCCGCCGCCGGACCGCGGCCUCGACCACCUGCCCGAGCGCUUCUUUGCGCACUGCACGCGUGUCGGCGUAUUCGGGACCGAGAUGGCAAGGGGCCAGAACGAGGCCCUCGCGAGGGGCGGAGGAAAUGACCAGAGGGCGAGGGCCUUGACACCUCCCGAAUGGCUUCUCCCGCAUUUCCGCGCCACCAUCGACUUGUUGCAUGACUACCACGCGCCGCCGCUGUCUGCGCGAAACAACUCAGUGUUUGACAUGAAGGUUUCUAUUAUAUGGGCUCAAGAGUGCGCGCUGGAUGGUGUGCGGUAUCCAAAGCUACCGCCCAGAGAUGCCGGGCAAGCUGAGGAUGAGGAGGGGGUCAAGUUCCUCUCUGAACCGCGUACUGACUUUGGCCCUGGUCGAUGGGCUGGCCUGUUCCCUCCUGGUGUGAGUAUUACUACUCAUAUUGUGGAAGGUGAACAUCAUUUCAGCAUGAUGCGCGGCGCCGGUGCAGAGAGGUUGGCCCAGCUCAUAAAGGAAGCUACGGGUUGCGUGGCAUGA